Molecule: messenger RNA, 1001 nt
Organism: Hansenula anomala
Lineage: Eukaryota; Fungi; Ascomycota; Saccharomycetes; Phaffomycetales; Wickerhamomycetaceae
Product: C2H2-type zinc finger protein
Exons: 1
Coding region: 101-967 (288 amino acids)
Cellular component (GO): nucleus
Source: RefSeq, a predicted model, not a curated record
AACAACGGUGCCUUUUGGAUGGUGGUUGUAUAAAUAAAAAGCUUUUAGCUGUUCUACCGUGUCUUGGUGUUGCUCAAAUACUUUCAAACUAAUCCCAGAAAUGUCACAAAUACUUAGCCCUAGCUUGGGUUUAUCAAGUGUGGUUGAGCCUAUAAAUCAACAACAACACUCCAGUAAUAUAGGGGUUUCACAUGGUCAAGCUGAUCUCAACACAGUUGAAUCUAAUGAAAAUGAAGACGAUAACAAUGAAGAAAAUGGAGAAACAAAGUUCAACUGCCCACAUUGUGAUCAUAAAUUUACAAGAAAGCAUAACUUAAAAUCACAUUUAUUGAUUCAUACAAAGGAAAAACCAUUUAGUUGUUCCAUUUGUUCAUCAAAAUUCAGAAGAUUACACGAUUUGAAAAGACAUGAAAAAUUACAUACUGGUGAGAAACCAUAUCAAUGUAAAAAUUGUGGUCGUAAAUUUGCUCGUUGUGAUGCUUUAGUUCGUCAUAACAACAGUCAAAGUGGGUGUACUUUAUUAGUUGAUGAUGCUAUUUUGAAAAGUCGGUUAGCUGAAGAUACCAAUACACCGCAACAUCGCUCAAGAGCUUCAUCAAUAUCAAGUCAAGUGUCAUCAGCAAAUCUAAGUGCUGAAAAACAACAAGCUCAUGAAAUUAAUCAAUGGAGAUUAAACAAUCAAUUACCUUCAAUAAAUAGAUUAACACCACUAAUUAACCCAAUAGCUGAAGAAGAAUCACAUACUCAAUCUGAGAAAACGAAUACAACAGCUAUCAAUGAUGAUGAAUUAAGAAAAAACAAUCAUGAUUUGUUACCAUAUGUUAGAUUAUUAGAAUCUAGAGUGGCUAGUCUUGAGACAAAAUUAUCAGCUACAGAGACAAAAUUGGCACAGUUGACUUAUACAGUGCACAACGGUGCUAGUUUACAUCAACAACAAAAGAGUUUCAACGCUGGUCAUAAUGAAUAAAGGUUUUUUAAUGAGAUAAAUAUAUACGUUUUAU